UUUAACUUUAAGUGCAUUUUGAGAACAGGAAAAAAAAAAAAAUGAAAAACAAAAACAAGAAGAACCCUAGAUAGAGCGCAUCAGUGACCUUCGGCCCCAAUCCCCUGCCGUCCUGCCUCCCUCUGUGCGAUCCCCGCCAUCGAGCCCCAGUUCGCCCAGUCUCUCAGCCGUCGCGAGCAACGAAGCGGGCCCUUCGUCCGACCCAAUUUCUAGCCACCUGAUUUGAUAUAUAUAUAUAUAUAUAUAUAUGCGAAAACAGUAUACUAGUGGAAAUGGCUGUUCAGGCUCCUGCUAAACAAAGCCUAUUUGAUGACUUUGACGAAGACGACGGGCCUUUAAUUGUUAAGCGGAAAAAUACUGCGUCCAAACCAAAUCAAUUAAGCUCAGAGCUAAAGAAACCUUUAUCACAGAGGCUGGAUGGACAGUCGGGGAGGCAGAUUUCUGAUGGGGUUUUCCUUAAUGGUAUAAACUCCUAUUCUCAAAAGGGCAAGGUGGUACAAUCCAGCAAAGCAUCACCAGUUAAAUCUCCCUUAGUUAGUCCUAAAGCUUCAACUUCAUCUACAAAGGCAGCUACACAGAAAUCUCUAGUAGAAAUUCGAAGAGCAUCAACGCCAUUAGAUGGUCGGCCAAAGUUUUCAUCAGGACAAAAUAAAUACAGUGCGGUUAAGGAAGAAAAAAGUUCUAUCAGGCAAUCUACUACAUCUGAUAUUCAUUUUGAAGACUCUGAUUCUGAUGAUGAUAAACCUCUAAGUGCUAGACUCAAGGGGAACUCAAACCAGGGAGAUAAAGGUACUGGCAAGUCCACUGCUGGAGAUAAGGGUCCUGGAAAGCAUACCACUGGCCCACAAUUGCCACCAGUGAAAAAGAAGGAAUCUCAAGACUCAGAUGAUGAACCUUUAUCAUCAAAAUUUCAGGUGAAGUCUAAUGCGGGAACAUCAGGGAGUAACCGUAGUGAUUGUGAUGAUAAGAAACCUUUGUCAUCUAUUAAUAAGCUGAAUGGUUCCACUGUAAAAGAUGAGAGAAAACCUUUGGACAUAAGUGCUAAGAGACCUCUAGAUAAGCAGAAGUCGGAUGUGUCUCCAGUUAAAAAGCAAAAACUUUCAUAUUCAUCUUCACUAAUGAAAAGUAAACAAGAAUCAGUCAAGGCUGAAUCGAAGGCAGAUGAUGACGACCAUGUUCCAAUUUCACAGAGAAUUAAGAAGUCGCCUGCAUCAACUAGUAAAGCGUCUACUCCAAAGCAAAACAUUAAAAAAUAUGCUUCUUCCUCAUCGAAGAAAACGAUCAAGAAGUUUAAAAAAACAGUAAAAAAUUCAAAAUAUUCCAAGUCAACAAAAGUGUCUCCCAGCUCCGGUGAUGGGCAGAAAAAAUGGACUACCUUGAGUCACAAUGGUGUUAUUUUUCCACCUCCUUACAAUCCACAUGGGGUUAAGAUACUCUAUAAUGGAAAGCCAGUUGACCUGACUCCUGCACAAGAGGAGGUUGCAUCGAUGUUUGCAGUUAUGAAGGACACAGAGUAUGUGCAAAAACAAACAUUUAGAGAUAAUUUCUGGACUGAUUGGCGCAAGUUACUUGGUAAAGGUCAUGUAAUCCAGAAAUUGGACGCUUGUGAUUUCACCCCAAUUUAUAACUGGUAUGAAGAUGAAAAGGAAAAGAAGAAACAGAUGAGUACGGACGAGAAGAAGGCCUUGAAGGAAGACAAACUGAAACAAGAGGAGAAGUAUAUGUGGGCUAUGGUUGAUGGUGUUAAAGAGAAGGUUGGUAAUUUCAGAGUUGAACCGCCUGGUUUGUUCCGUGGCCGUGGCGAGCAUCCAAAGUCAGGAAAGCUGAAGAGACGUAUUCGUCCUAGCGAUGUUACUAUUAACAUAGGAAAAGGAGCUCCAAUUCCAGAAUGCCCAAUCCCCGGUGAAAGAUGGAAAGAAGUAAGGCAUGACAAUACGGUAACAUGGUUAGCUUUCUGGAAUGAUCCAAUCAAUCCAAAAGAAUUCAAGUACGUGUUUCUGGCAGCUAGUAGUUCUUUGAAGGGGCAGAGUGACAAGGAGAAAUACGAGAAAGCAAGGAAGCUGAAGGGUUCCAUAGACGAAAUCCGUUCUAAAUACACAAGGAACUUUACAAGCAAAGAUGUUAUGACGCGGCAAAUAGCAGUUGCUACCUAUCUUAUUGAUAAACUUGCUCUGAGGGCUGGCAAUGAGAAGGAUGAUGAUGAAGCAGAUACUGUUGGUUGUUGCACACUAAAAGUAGAGAAUGUAAAAGCACUGCGCGACUAUAAAUUGGAGUUUAAUUUUCUCGGUAAGGAUUCAAUCAGAUAUGAAAACACUGUUUCUGUUGAGCCUCUUGUUUACAGGGCAAUCGUUCAGUUCCAGGACAACAAAGAGGCCUCUGAUGCUCUUUUUGACAUGCUGGAUACGACUAAACUAAAUUCUUAUCUAAAGGAGCAGAUGGAUGGGCUUACAGCAAAAGUUUUCCGUACAUAUAAUGCAUCUAUCACGUUGGAUGAAAUGUUAAAUCGGGAAACCAGAGAGGGAGAUGUGGAAGAGAAAAAGACUGUUUAUAAUGCAGCAAACAAGGAGGUUGCAAUCAUUUGUAAUCAUCAGCGUACUGUUUCCAAAUCUCACGAGGCACAGAUGUCGAGAUUGAUGGAGAAACUCCAGGAACUAGAGGACGGGCUGAAAGAGCUGAAAAUAGAUUUGGACAGGGCAAGGAAAGGAAAGCCCCCAUUGAAAGAUGCUGAUGGGAAGAAAAAGAGGAACUUAAGCCCCGAAGCGUUAGAGAAAAAGAUAGCUCAAAUAAACACGAGGAUUGAGAAAAUAAAACGGGAUAUGCAGAACAAAGAGGACACAAAAACUGUGGCUUUAGGCACGUCUAAGAUCAAUUACCUUGACCCUAGGAUCACAGUUGCGUGGUGCAAAAGACAUGAGGUGCCCAUCGAGAAGAUUUUCAACAAGUCUCUCCUGUCAAAGUUUGCUUGGGCUAUGGAUGUAGACCCGGACUUCAGAUUCUGAUAUUUGGAAACGAUGGUCGGCAUGGCCCACUUCCUCCCACCCAGCCUUUCACCGAGAAAUGGAAAGGCGAAAAGAAGAGAGAGAACUUUAUUUCAUUGUUCAAUUAUAGAUAUUCACAAUUUUUUUUUUCUUUCAACUGUUCCAGCGGAAAAUUAAUGGUUUAUUGUAUAUCUAAUUGUGGCAGAGGACACUCCUAAAAGGAAGAAAAAAAAGAGAAUUUUAUGGCCGAGGACCUCCAAUGUUUCUCUGUAAUCUAACAACGGCAGAGUUGGCUCUCUCACUUUACAUUUUCACCCGUUAAUUUUUCCUUUUUUUUCCCCCCUCACCAAAUAGGAAUUCUUUGCAAUUGUUUAUUUGAACUUUCAGACACCAUACCAAUGAUUGUAGUGUUUGCAGUACAUUGAUGAAUGCUUAGUGCAACAUUUACUUCUAUUA
This is a messenger RNA of Morus notabilis, 3434 nucleotides long. RefSeq names its product DNA topoisomerase 1 alpha. Lineage: Eukaryota; Viridiplantae; Streptophyta; Magnoliopsida; Rosales; Moraceae. Gene Ontology annotation, cellular component: chromosome; nucleolus. The record is from RefSeq and is a predicted model, not a curated record. Gene Ontology annotation, molecular function: DNA binding; DNA topoisomerase type I (single strand cut, ATP-independent) activity. The coding region runs from base 273 to 2999 and encodes 908 amino acids. The transcript is spliced from 16 exons. Gene Ontology annotation, biological process: chromosome segregation; DNA topological change; DNA replication.